Molecule: messenger RNA, 4581 nt
Organism: Ixodes scapularis (black-legged tick)
Lineage: Eukaryota; Metazoa; Arthropoda; Arachnida; Ixodida; Ixodidae
Product: uro-adherence factor A
Exons: 8
Coding region: 1-4581 (1526 amino acids)
Biological process (GO): proteolysis
Molecular function (GO): metallopeptidase activity
Source: RefSeq, a predicted model, not a curated record
AUGGGGGCGCGGGUUACUAAGAAAAUAAACGAAGGCCUCGUGAUAGCGGAGCUUUUGUUGACAGGGCCAUUCCAAAAGAAAAAUGAAAACGCUGAAGACGAAAUUCGAGAACGCGCAGUCGUGUCCCAGGUAGACAGUGUGUCAGAUUUGAUAAGAGCGCCAAUCAAAGGAAGUGCGGCAGAGAAUCUGAAGCAGCCAGAAAUCCAGGGCGUUUCAACAGCGGCGGGUGAAUUGAUCGAGUUUGAUAAAGUAAACAGUGAUACGUUCACCGACAGAGAAAAGGAAUCGAGCGCCGCUGCGAACGCCGAGCGCAACGGUAUUCUGAUCCAAGUUCACGGCGAGAGGAUUUUUACGAAGGCUGAGAAUACGACAUUGCAUAAACCACAUCCCGUCGACGAGGUGAUCCGAGAAGCUUCAUCGCCGAACAUUUUGAGGAAACAUUGGAAUACGGGCGAUGGUUCAAAAUUUGAAGAUCAAACAACCGAAAGGCAACCCAGCAAUGACGGCAGAAAUACAAUCGACAUCGCGCAGAUAGCGAGUGAUCCGUCGGUUGAAGACGUCCUAGGAGACGCAGAGUUUGUUACACAGCCGCAAACUGAGAAGGUGUCUGCAAGCAAGACACCGGCGAACAUCGUAAGAAGCGAGCUUGCGUCGCAGGAGCUAGCUGCGUACCACCAGCGCCCCAAAAUCGAGGAUUCACGAGUCGAGAAUGUAACGGGUGGUGAUCAUUUGACUACGGGCUCGCUGUUCGUCGAUAAUAAGGCGUUGUCGGGCAAUGCAGCUCAAUCUCUGUACAUUACAGACUCUGCUGAUGCUACAAAUAAUUUGACCACAGAACAUCUGGCCUCCAUAGGAUCACUCAAGAGCAUAUCACAACCGGACGCUAACGCUCCGAAUUCAAUCGAUACAACGGUUCCUAUUAGCUCUACAGACUCCUUUAGCACUAGCGACUCUGCGAACACUACUCUGUCUCCGAACAAUACUGACUCGCCUAGCGUGACUCAGUCUUUUUCGAUCACUGGCUCUAAUCACGCGGCUAACGCUACGGGACAUGUUAAUGUGUCCAAUAUGCUUAUUACCACCGACUAUUUCAACCCAACGGAUGACCUCAGCACCACGGCAUCCGUCAAUGUGUCAUUCGCUGACACCACGGAAUCUGUUAGCACCAAACAAUCUCUCAGUGUCACAGGAUCUUUCGACACCACAAUAUCCGCUGAAGCCAUGGUAUCUGAUAACAGGUCAGAGUCUGUCAGCAUCACAGGGUAUGUCAAUAGCACAAAAUCCGCUGACACUACGGAAUCCCUGCAAAUUUCACAAUCUGUCAGCGCCAUUGUAUCUCUUAACACCCCGACUGACUAUUUCAGCCCAACGGAUGACUUCGGCACCACGGCAUCCGUCGAUGCGACAUUUGCCGACACCACGGAAUCUGCUAGCACCAAACUAUCUCUCAAUAUUACAGGAUAUGUCAACAGCACAACAUCCGCUGACACUACGGUAUCCCUCCAGAUCUCACAAUCUGUCAGUGCCAUAGUAUCUAUUAACACCACGGUACCUGCAAGCGUGUCAGAAUUUGUCAGCAGCACAGCAUAUGUUGACACUACAAAAUUUACCACGAUGUCACAAUUUGUCAGCAGCAUGGUAUCUCUCAACACCACGGUAUCUGCCAACGCUUCAGAAUCUGUCAGCAGCACAUCAUACCUUGACACCACGGAACCAACCCCGAUGUCACAAUCUAACACCAUGAUAUCUACCAACGCGUCAAAAUCGGUCAGCAGUACAGCAUCCGUACACACCACGGAAUCCACCCCGAUGUCAGAAUAUGUCAACACCACAAACUCCGUUGAUACCACAGAAUCUUCAAAUGUGCCAGAACUUGUCCACAUCACAGAAUCUAUCAACAGUACAAACUCUGCCGACAGCACAGAAUCCGUUGUUGGCCUGACGGAAUCCACCAAUAUGUCAAAAUCUGUCAACAUCACGGAAUCCGACAACACAACAGAAUCUGCCGUCACUACGGAACCUGUCAAGACGCCAGAAUUCGUUAACCAAACGGAAUCUGUCAACACCACGGAAUCUGUUAGCACAACAGCCUCUCUCAGUACCACUGAAUCCAUUCACAAGACAGAAUCUGUGGACACCACCGAAUCUGUCAAAACAACAAAAUUUGCCAGCCCCACGGAGUUUGUUAACUGGACAGAAUCUCUGGACUCGAUGAAAUCUAUUGAAACCGAAAAAUCCCUCAAUAUUUCAAUGUCUGCUGUUUCCUCGGUAUCCGUUAGCAUCUCAGAAUCUCUCGACAAGAGAGAAUCUCCUAACGCGACACUCGCUCUGAACAGCACAGAGUCCGAUUACUCGUCAGAGUCGACGGACACUCUAGUUUCCACGACAGAAUUUGGGGUCACCACGGAAUAUGUCGAAACGACAGAAUCUUCCAACUCCACGACCUCUGUUGUAUCCACAGAACCUCUCAACAUCACAGGGGUCGUUGACAUUACAGAAUCCGCCAGCGCCAUGGAAGCUAUAAGCACGACACAAUUUGUCAGUAGCGCAGAAGCUGUGAACAGAACACCAUCUAUGAACACAACAGAGUCUGUCAUUUCAACCGAAACUCAGGGCGCGACCGAAUCUGCCACAACUGCCGAGAGCAGUCUCAAAGCUGAGGCAACGGUUGAAUCUCAAAACGGCUCAUCGACGCAAGCUGGGACAGACGUCGACAAUACGACCGAGGCCUUGAACGUAACAAGAGGCACGAGUACUCCCAAAGCCAGUAGCACGGAACUAUCGACUGCGGAGGAAACAGAGCCAUUUCAAGAGCCGCAGACGAGCGCAGGGAUAGAAAAUAUUACGGGUGGUGCGAACAAGACGACCGUGGUUCCGACGUCAUUAACUGAUGCGACAGGAAAAAUCCCAGAGACAUCGCUAACGAGCACGACGCCACUGGAAAUUGUAACGGCGGUAACAAACGCCACAACACUCAAGAGUACAACAGAAUAUGAGAGCUCCGCGGAAGUUAAGAGUUCAAUAAGUCAAGUGAUAGAAACGGAGAGCUCCACGGAAGUUAAGAGUUCAACAACUCAAGUGAUAGAAACGGAGCGCUCCACGGAAGUUAAGAGUUCAGCAAGUCGAGUGAUAGAAACGGAGAGCUCCACGGAAGUUAAGAGUUCAACAAGUCCAGUGAUAGAAACGGAGAGCUCCACGGAAGUUAAGAGUUCAACAAGUCAAGUGAUAGAAACGGAGAGCUCCACGGAAGUUAAAAGUUCAACAACUCAAGUGAUAGAAACGGAGAGCUCCACGGAAGUUAAAAGUUCAACAACUCAAGUGAUAGAAACGGAGAGCUCCACGGAAGUUGAGAGUUCAACAAAUCAAGUGAUAGAAACGGAGAGCACAACUGGACCCAAAAGUUCCACUGCGGCAGACUUGACCACAGAAAGUAUGAUCUUAUCUGUAACUCCAUCUCCGAAAGGAACGCCUGCUACGACUGGCACCAUGCUGUGCGGCUCGUUGGACACGGAAGUGUCGGCGUGCGACAACUUCUACAACCACGUGUGCAGCAAGUGGCGAGAAGACAUGGAUGUGGAGUUUGACCACACCGAUGCCGACGAUGUACUUUCGAGGAAUUUGGAAAACAGAGCCUGGGCGUUCUUGAAAGGAGGUAAAGAGACACCGUCGAUGGCACCCUUGUUUAGGACCUGGGAAACUUGUCUUUCAACUGUUGUCCCUGAUCGCAAAUUACAAGAGACCCUGAAGUCUCUAGGCUUGGAUUUUCCGAGAGUUGGCGAAGCUUCCACGGACGAAGUAUUAAAGAUAGCCGGGACCCUGCUGCACAGUCUGGGGAUAGCGUCUCUCGUGACAGUCGGAGUAGACAGGUAUCCGGACACGGGACAGAAGAUUCUAUCGUUGGACGAGGCGGAUCUGGUCGUCGAUCCCCACGAAGUAAAUCAAAAGAGGAGCGAAACGCUGUCUUUGGUCUCAGGCUUGGCCUGCCGCUUCUUGACAGCAGUGCAGACAGAGGAAGCCCAGCAAAAUGACUGCGACGACGUUGCCAACGUGGUACUAGAACUGUCCGAGGCUUCGUCGCUGCGUGAGCACCUUCUUGAGCGGAUGUACAACUAUUCGCUCGUGCCUUAUCAAGACUGGCAACUUCUUCAAUCGUUUUUUGCUGAAAUGAAGGGAGCUGAAGAGCUCCUCAGCUCAACCCCUACGCUCCUGCUGAAGAAUCUUGAGCAGCUGAACAAAGUCAAAGUUAUGCUGAAGACAACCCCGGGACGGCUGUACAGAUACCUGGGGUUCCAGGCGACGGUGUACCUCUCGCCCUUCCUGAAAGACAAGCAAAGCUUCUGGGCAUCGGCCCUCUACUCGCUCUCUGGGCAGCGGCAACGUGACCCACCAAAAUGGCGACUUUGUCUUCACCUGGUGGACAGGCUCCUUCCCGGCCUGCUGAUGGAAUCCAUACAAUUGACCCAGGACGAGACCACUGGUUACCGGGAACUUAUGGCAUGUACAGCCUAUGCCCGCAAAGACGUCUACGGCGCUUUUCUCACCGCGAAACUAAACGACGCCUUGCCCAACGAUCAAGACUGA